Molecule: messenger RNA, 865 nt
Organism: Tupaia belangeri chinensis (Chinese tree shrew)
Lineage: Eukaryota; Metazoa; Chordata; Mammalia; Scandentia; Tupaiidae
Gene: ZNF475
Product: zinc finger protein 475
Exons: 5
Coding region: 70-435 (121 amino acids)
Source: RefSeq, a predicted model, not a curated record
CCUGGGCCUCCCCUCCCCUUUCCUUCGUGCCAGCCAUGCCAGCGUAUCAGGGCAGCAUUCCCGGGUGCCAUGGCUCUCAGGGGGACGAAGCACGACAUUAAGCCCACAACGAUAAGGCGUCCACCAACCGUCAUUUGCUACAUCUGUGGUCGUGAAUAUGGAACGAAAUCCAUCGGCAUCCAUGAGCCACAAUGUCUGAAGAAAUGGCAUAACGAGAACAGCUUGCUGCCUAAGGAGUUAAGGAGGCCAGAACCUAAAAAACCGGAAGUCAGGACCAUUGCCGCCAAAGGUUUCUACGAUCUGGAUGCUUUAAAUGAAGCUGCUUGGACCAGUGCCCAGAGCCAGCUGGUCCCCUGUAACAUCUGUGGGCGUACCUUCCUGCCAGACAGAUUGAUUGUUCACCAACGCUCUUGUAAACCCAAAGCUGCCAAGUAAAGCCCUUUUCUCUCUACCGAAGUGUUACAGGAAUUAAUCCCUUUGAAAGCAACCAGGAUACAAUGGGAAGGAGAAAAAGGAGAUUAAGAAAUGCCUACUCAGACUAAACUGCUCCCCAAGGCCACUCGGAGUUUCAGGAUGGAAUGGGGAGGCCAACACAAGGGUGCUGGACUUCCAAACACACAACGCUUGCCAUUGCUCUUCUUUAUCUCUUGGAAUCAUUAUGUCUGUGAGUUCCCAUGGUGGUAGAAAAGGAUGCUCUCGCAGGACUCAUGACAUCCACAGAACUGUGAGCCAGCAUGACGCAACGAGCUGCCAACCAUGAAAACCCCACCUCCAGCUCCCCCUCAGCUGGUCCACAAAUGUUUCCUGGAAUCGAACCUGGACCAAGUCCGAUUGUGAUGACAACAAUCCUAGAGUUCUGGUCCAU